AUGAAACGAAGAAGCGAUAAAUUAUUAGACCUAGUUUUAAAGGAAGACGAUACAAUCCCUUACGGUAACAAGAGCAGAAUGACACCGAGACGACGUUACACAAUUCACGAAAUACCGUCUCCACAAGCAUUUGAAACCGUGACAACAGAACAUAUAGUAACUACACCGUCUAAAAAAUCAAAGCGUGCCAAAUCGCUUUUCCUUGCCUCACAAUAUAGUGAUUCUGAAAAAAUAUCUAAGCCUCUUGUCGGUUCAUUAGAUGAAUGCUGUACAUUGAUUAAUCGUCAGGAAAACAAAUCUAUAUGUAGAGAUAGGGACUUAGAUAUGCUAAUAGAACCUCAACCUUCCUCGAGUAAACAUUCACCUUUUUUAUAUUCACCCCCAGACAAUGAAAACCUUUCCUUUUUAAGAAGCGGCGUUAAAACAAGAGGGGGAAUGCGCCGAAAUACAGGUAUUAAAAUACUUAAAUGUCAAAAAGUAGACUUACACGAUGGUCAAGUAACAUUGAUUAAUUUAGAAGAAAAUAGUGAAGGUAAUGAUGACCUAAAGAAUGAAAAAAAUAUUCAUACAGAUCUAGAUAAAUCAGUGCCAAAUUUAGAUAUUAUGGAUGAAAUGAGAAAUAUAUUUGAAGGGGAAGAUAAAGAAGAAAAACCGAAAGCAAAACUAUCCUCUACAAAACUAUUGACUGAAGAAGAACUUAUUAAGAUGCUGGAAUUAGAAGAUGACUAUACAGAAGAGGAAAGUGAUCAGGAAAAUCUAUCAGAUGAUUGCUUAUAUUCUGACGCGAGUGAAGACGCGACGCAAAUAAGUGAAGAUAGGACACAAUUGAGCGAAGAUAAUAAUAUAAAUUUUAAUGAAACAUUACAAUUAACUGAUGAUGAAUGGAAAAGUGAACGUGAUCCUACUAUUGUACCUAUAGAUUUUGAUGGAUACGAAAAAAAACUCAAAAUAUUGCCUGAAACAUAUGAACCAUACGGCUAUUUCAAAUUGAUUGCGACUGAUGAGUUUUUUACAAUGUUAGUCACAAAGAUUAACAAUUACGCGUUUAAGUUAUUGUCGAAUAUAUUAGAUCCUAACAGCAGACUGAGACUAUGGAAAGAUGUAACUGUUCCAGAAAUUAAAACAUUUUUAUUGGUAUUUUGUUUCACAUGGGAACUAUCAAACUAA
Parnassius mnemosyne (clouded apollo) is the source of this 1167-nucleotide messenger RNA. NCBI's taxonomy places the organism in Eukaryota, Metazoa, Arthropoda, Insecta, Lepidoptera, Papilionidae. The record is from the annotation of a GenBank genome assembly.